AUGAGUGAAGGGGUGUUCCGGCCCAGAGGCCAUGAUAUUUCAGAGCAUGCUUCGGGGCAUGCUGCUUAUCUCGACUCAUUGGAAGAGGCAGUGAACCGCCAAAUCGAUACUGAUGUGAAAGCGCUGAUGGACAACUUCAAGGAAAUCAUUAACUUGAGCCGUAUUGGCGGAAAAGAUCACUACGAUAUGAAUCGAGAGUCUUUUGUGAUGGAAACUCGUGCUGAUAGUAUGGUUCGCGCGACACAAUCACUCUACUUGCUAUCCGAUGCCCUUAAACUGUCCUUGUUAUUAUCUCAAUCCCAAAUGUCUGAGGUUCGAGAUCAGGAAGCAAAUGAUCUACUGGCUCAAACGGAAAAGCAUAAGCAAGAAUGCAGCCGUCUACUAGCUGAGCGCUGGCUCACAGGGGCAGCCUUGGCCGAGAAAGAUCCUCCGUCGUCCUCGAUUCAAGAACCUCAGACGUCGCAUACGAACGACAUGGAGCAAGAGCCCAUAUUGUAA
This is a messenger RNA of Malassezia pachydermatis, 498 nucleotides long. RefSeq lists its product as hypothetical. Gene Ontology annotation, biological process: regulation of transcription by RNA polymerase II. The transcript is spliced from 2 exons. Bases 1 to 498 code for a protein of 165 amino acids. Gene Ontology annotation, cellular component: mediator complex. Gene Ontology annotation, molecular function: transcription coregulator activity. The record is from RefSeq and is a predicted model, not a curated record. NCBI's taxonomy places the organism in Eukaryota, Fungi, Basidiomycota, Malasseziomycetes, Malasseziales, Malasseziaceae.